CCACACUUCUAAGACUGGAAGAGGAAGAGAUGGAGGACAUAAGAAUUAGGAAUCAGGAAGAGAUGGAAAAAAGAGAGAGAGAGAACGAAAAAUGGCCUCCUGACAGAUGGUGCGAGUUGGAGAUAAAUAUGUACAAUAAAAGAUAUAGAAAUGGGGACCUAACUAGGCAGGAAAUAAUAAAAAAAUUCCGAGGGCAACCCAUAGGCAUCCAACGAAUAAUCCUACCCGAUUACGAAGGGGACACAACAUGAUAACUAAAACAAUUUAAAAACAAGAAGGCUAAGCAAAAACAAACAAAAGAAAAAAGGGGGAAAAAAAAUGGUAAAAAGGUAAAAAGGUCGGCAAAAACUAGAAACUAGAAAUUAAAAAAAAAAAACAAAAAAAAAGGCUAAAGGCUCAACUGAGAAUGAAAAAAUUCAGAGGGCAACCCAUAGGCAUCCAACGAAUAAUCCUACCCGAUUACGAAGGGGACACAACAUAAUAACUAAAACAAUUUAAAAACAAGAAGGCUAAGCAAAAACAAUCAAAAGAAAAAAGGGGGAAAAAAAAUGGUAAAAAGGUAAAAAGGUCGGCAAAAACUAGAAAUUAGAAAUUAAAAAAAAACAAAAAAAAAGGCUAAAGGCUCAACUAGAGGGUACUAAAUAAUCUUACAAAUAAUGGUAAAAUUUACUUAUAAUAUUUUACGUAGAACAGCCUGAUGAAGUCUCCUAGUCCCGCACUGCUUGCUGCUGCGAGCGCUGUCCUUGCGCAAUAUGGGGCGCGCUGUCCUUGCGCAAUAUGGGGUCCGCUGGAAUCGAAGCCGCAGCCGCUGCAACGGACGCCUGCGCGCAGAUUGGCUACCUGUUAUGUCCUGACAACGAGCGCCGACGACUACCGCAACUCUCCUAGCCAAUCCUGCGCGCAGAUCUGCUCGCUGGUUUAUCCUUGCAGCGACUCGGCGACCCUGUAGGGAUGAGACUAAGAAAAGGAUUAGAAACUGCAUAACACACGCGACACUUCAAAAAUGUAUUCCUGGUCAAUUACGCCUUGCCUAGACCCGCUGAUCGCCAACAGCCUGAUGAAGUCUCCUAGUCCCGCACUGCUUGCUGCUGCGAGCGCUGUCCUUGCGCAAUAUGGGGAGCGCUGUCCUUGCGCAAUAUGGGGUCCGCUGGAAUCGAAGCCGCAGCCGCUACAACGGACGCCUGCGCGCAGAUUGGCUACCUGUUAUGUCCUGACAACGAGCGCCGACGACUACUGCAACUCUCCUAGCCAAUCCUGCGCGCAGAUCUGCUCGCUGGUUUAUCCUUGCAGCGACUCGGCGACCCUGUAGGGAUGAGACUAAGAAAAAGGAUUAGAAACUGCAUAACACACGCGACACUUCAAAAAUGUAUUCCUGGUCAAUUAGCACCCUGCAGGCGUUUAGGACUCGAUUGAUGAGCUGCUGCCUUUCUUCAAAUUACGCCUUGCCUAGACCCGCUGAUCGCCGCAUGAACACAAAACUGCCUGAUGACAGACACCACAGCGAAAUGACGACGAGAUUUCCUGUGGGGAAGAGAAGAGAGCCAUUAGUUAUUUCCUCUACACGUGCGGCACCUUAUAAAAUGUAUUACCAGCCCAAUAUCCAGCAACAGCCAGCAAGAAGGUAAAAAUUUGCAAGCGGAACACGUUUUUACACCAAGCUAAGCGAAGAGAGACCGUACAACUGACGCCGUUAAAACGCAUGAAUGAAUGAGACCGCACCACUACAAGACUGAUUAAUACUAGGACAACACUAAUUAAAAAUACCAACCGAUAUACACACGCUUAAAAUUAUCGCCACUAUCGAUUGUCCGAUAAAACCAAAGUAAGACCAGACAAGCCGGACUCGAUACACUCUUAAAUGACGAGACCGAUAAAUACUAGGUCAACACUAAAUACCAGACCGAUAAAUUCCAACCUAAACUAGACCCGUCUAGUAUUGGAAAAUGACAGACCCGCUCUAGUGUGGUAAAUAGGUCAGACCAGCUUUUACUGAAAAAAAAGAGAGGGAAAAAUCGAUCACCAACGGCGUCGUCUAUCGAGGCCCUCUUCCUCUUUCACACAGCAGAUAGCAAUCACUAGCAAACCGAAAAGAAGACCAGACGGAAGCGCAGAGGGAGCCCAAUCAGAAAAAACAUGGAUACAAGCGACAGUUGCCUCUCGAUUUUCUCGAUUUCGUCGGACGAGAAAAGCUGCCCAACAUCACCGUUCCUGAUGGAUGUCUCGUCGCUGGAUACAACGCCACACUCAAACGAAACCACAAUAAUAAGAACAGGGAUACAAGCGACACAACUAAUUCUUAAUUUUAAGUACUCCAAAUAAUAUGUUAUAACACAAUCUCUCCAAACAAAUGUAAAUUGCCAUAAAUUGUAUCUAAAUAUUUUUUAUUUAAAAAAUCAAAGAACAAUAAAAUGCCAGUGGCAACAGCUGCUGAAAAUUUAAAAAAAAAAAAAAAAUCGCUUUGGACCAUUUGACGGCUGGCGACGAGACCCAUGGGCGGGUUGGCAGCCUCCUGCAAAUUAAAAUAUAAAUUGACGGCGGCGCGGGAUCUGUACACGAAAAUAAAACACUGACGACUGGUGAAACUACUGUAACAAAAAUGAAAACUCAAACGCAAAAUAACGGCCGCUGUGGUGGUAAAAAGUACCACACUUGUCAGCCGGCCAAAAUUUACACCAUGAAUACUUACCAGAAACGCUGGCCCAACUUUUUCCUUUUAAAUCUGCGCGCAGCCUGCGGCUCCAAAUAACUGGGACAAACAACUCCCUUUCUCCACCGGCAAUGACUCCUGAGGCUCGAUGUUUCCGUCCUUCUGGCGGGGGCAUCUGAAAAUAGAAACAAUAUAAAUGUUAAACUUAAUUUAAUUGACAAAUGCAAAUUUCCUAAACCUUUAAAAUGUAAACAAACAAAAACCAUAUGUUAAUGUUACCAUCCACGCAAUGUUUAUAAGUAAGAAAAUACCAAACCAUGUAUACUUACCACACCUGUCCAACCCUAACACUCAUCCCCAACAAUGUACAAAUUCAAAAUCGAAAAUAAUUGUACCUAGAUAUUGCACUCUGUGUAAUCACAGGCAAAUAAAUGCGUGGAUGCGGGGCAGAAAUCAUCAUUCUGUCUCCCGUACUUUCACCAGAAACGUCAAAAA
Messenger RNA from Drosophila yakuba, 3142 nucleotides. RefSeq lists its product as uncharacterized. The transcript has 3 exons. NCBI's taxonomy places the organism in Eukaryota, Metazoa, Arthropoda, Insecta, Diptera, Drosophilidae. The record is from RefSeq and is a predicted model, not a curated record. Bases 1004 to 1309 code for a protein of 101 amino acids.